UUUCCUUUUGGGUGAUUGCAGAUAUGGAUGCAACAAUCUCUCCUGGAUUAUACCCAUUGCACCGUUGUAAAACUCCCCACUUGGUGAGGCAUGCUCAGGGGAUUCAUAAUGUAGCAGGGGAGAAGGAUCCUGCUGCUUAUUCAUCUGAAGAUUAUUUUGACGCCCAUCUCACGCCUCUUGGCUGGCAACAGGUUGAUAAUCUGCGCAAGCAUGUUCAUGAAACUGGGCUUUCUAAGAAAGUGGAUUUGGUUAUUGUUUCCCCUUUGCUCAGGACUAUGCAAACUGCAGUGGGAAUGUUUGGUGGAGAAGAGUAUAAGAACGGGAUUGACGUUCCUCCACUAAUGGUGGCAAAUGCAGGGGAAAGUGGCCGUCCUGAGAUUUCGAGACUGAAUUGCCCACCAUUUGUAGCUUUCGAACUUUGUCGAGAAAUUUUGGGAGGCCAUCCAUGUGACAGAAGAAAAAGCAUCAGCGAGUAUCAGUCUCUCUUUCCUGCUAUUGAUUUUUUCUCUGGCAAGUACUUUAUCGAAAGUGACAAUGAUGUUUUAUGGGUAGCUGACACCCUAGAAAAGGACGAGGACGUUGUAGCCAGAGGAAUGCAGUUUCUGAACUGGUUGUGGACGCGUAAGGAGAAGGAAAUAGCAGUUGUUUCGAACGGCGGACUUUUGUACCAUACCUUAAGUGCUUUUGGCCAUGAUUGUCAUCCAUCAAUGAAGACCGAACUAUGCAAAGAUAUGAUGGGAUCGGAUCCUGCAACAACUAACUAUCCUGGAAAAAUCCCUAGCGGCCUUGAUCUUCCGAGUGCUGAGAAAACUUGCAGACGAAGGAAAUGCCAAUCGGUGUCGUUCGUGUUCCGAGGGUAGACCAAGCAUGAACAUUCAGAUUGAUAUCCACAACAUGAUUGAUAACAAACUGACUGCGAUUAUUUGUUUAGUGCUUGACACAUUUGAAAGCACAUGAACUGCUAAGUCCUACGAUUAUGAGAGUUUUUCUUAUGGUCAUUUAAAUGGAAAUGGGGAUGGCAUGUUGCACCCUUCUACAAGUCUGUCUUUGGCAGUAUCAUCCAUUUUCUUUCGAGCUGUCUGGAUCCGAUCUAGUAGCUCUGAGGCCCUUCGAGGGCUUAGUAUGAUGUAGACAUUGAUACUGAUUUUUCGAAAUCGACUUUCGGAUCCGGUUACUUUAACUGGAAGCCAGUAAAGAAACCGCAUAUCCUUAGAGGACAGUUUUAGAUAAAGCUGUUUUGAAUUGACCU
Hibiscus syriacus is the source of this 1249-nucleotide messenger RNA. Its product is annotated as phosphoglycerate mutase-like protein. The record is from RefSeq and is a predicted model, not a curated record. Gene Ontology annotation, molecular function: phosphatase activity. The transcript is spliced from 8 exons. Gene Ontology annotation, cellular component: cytoplasm. NCBI's taxonomy places the organism in Eukaryota, Viridiplantae, Streptophyta, Magnoliopsida, Malvales, Malvaceae. Bases 24 to 860 code for a protein of 278 amino acids.